GAAGAACUACCACGUGCUUGUUCAACAUAACCCUUUUUAUUUUGAAUUUUUGAAAUAUUUGUUUUUAAAUGUGUUGUUUUGUGAAUUCCUUAAUCGUAAUUUCCAUACUGUUUGUAUCUUAUUUUAUUCUUUUCAUUUAAAUUAAAAUAGUAGUGCCUGAUAAAAAGUUAGUCAUGUCAAUCGUAGUGAAUAAUUGGAAACCGGUUAAGUUGGAAGGAGCAAUUUUGGCUAAUGGUCUUUCGGAAGGGUUGAUUGGAAUCGAAGAAUGUACAGACUAUGAUGCCUCCAACAUAGUAACUAUUAAAAAGAAACGCAAAAAGAAAAAUGCAGAAAACAAAAAUCCAAAAAAACCAAAACCUGACUCUGAAGAAUUAUUAUCGCCAUCAAAACAAGGAAGCACUGAAGAAAAUACAGAAGAAACUGAAGAAGUAACUAAUAAUAAUUCUAUGAUAGCAUGGGAACAAUAUUUCCUCGACGAUUCAAUUUUGAAAGCCCUAAACGAACAAGGAUUUCAUCAACCGACUGAAAUACAGGCAUUUACUCUGCCAUCAGCAAUUUUAGGUCAACGGGAUAUCUUGGGAGCUGCUGAAACUGGCAGUGGCAAAACCCUAGCGUUCGGUUUACCAAUUUUAAAUGGUAUCCUAAGAUUAAAAGAACAAGCAAAUAAUAAAACCUCCACUAACAACGAAUCAGAUAGUGAGUCAGAUGAUGAAUUAGGCUUGGAUGAAAAUGGCAUUGGUUGUGUGAAUUCUUAUAAAAUAAAAGACACUGUCAUUAGAAAACCUUUGUAUGCCCUAAUUAUUACACCUACAAGAGAAUUGGCGAUGCAAGUUAAAAGCCAUUUGACAAAUAUUGCAAAAUAUACAGGAAUAAAUAUUGCUGUAAUUGUUGGUGGUAUGGCUGCAGUAAAACAAGAAAGGAUUUUGAGUCAUGGUCCUGAGAUUGUCGUAGGAACACCAGGCCGGUUAUGGAAACUAAUUCAGCAAGGAAACGAACAUUUGUCUCAGAUUGAUAACAUUAGGUUUUUAGCUAUUGAUGAAACAGAUAGAAUGCUUGAACGAGGUCAUUUCAAAGAGCUACAUGAUGUAUUAGAAAGAAUUAAUAUGGAUGAAGAAAUUAGAAAUAAAAGGCAAAAUUUUGUGUUUUCAGCCACUUUGACUUUGAUUCAUGAUAUUCCAAAACAUUUGUUGACCAAAAAUAAAAUUAAAGGUAGGAAAGUUAAUGAUAUGUCACCAGAGCAGAAGUUGCAAAAAAUUGUCGCUACUCUUGGUGUGACCAAUCCGAAAAUAGUUGAUUUAUCUCAAGGGACAGGAACUUCUGGAACUCUCACCGAAUGCAGAAUCACUUGUGCCAUAGACGAAAAAGACCAUUAUGUUUAUUAUUUUUUGAAAAAACAUCCUGGCAGGACUUUAAUAUUUUGCAACUCCAUAGGAUGCGUCAAACGUUUGACUACUUUGCUGUCUUUGUUGGACUGUAGUCCUUUACCUUUACAUGCUAGUAUGCAACAGAGGCAGAGACUAAAAAAUUUAGAAAGAUUCCGAGAUACUGAAAAUAGUAUCCUAAUAGCAACCGAUGUGGCUGCAAGAGGUUUAGAUAUACCAAAAAUCGAUCAUGUUCUGCAUUAUCAAACGCCUAGAACUAGCGAAAGCUACGUGCAUCGGUCCGGACGUACUGCCAGAGCCUCCAAACAAGGAAUCACUAUUUUACUCAUGGAACCAAACGAAUUUAGUAAUUACUUAAAGUUGUGUAAAACUUUAGGAAAAGGGGAGGACUUGCCAAUUUUUCCUGUAAAUGAUAAAUUUUUGAGUGCAGUUAAGGAGAGAGUUAACUUAGCUAGGGACUUGGACAAGCUUGAAUUGCAAGUGCGUAAAGCUAAUUCCGAAGAAGGUUGGCUGCAAAAAGCAGCUAAAGAUAUGGACAUUAUUGUUGAUGGAAUAUAUAAAAAAUAUGACAGUGAAGAAACAAGUUCCAGUAGAAAGUUGGCCGAAAUCAAACGGAAAAGGUUAGGGACCCUUUUGGCGGCGCAAAUAUUCCCUAAAGGUUUCAGUGGCAAAUUCCCGUUUAUGGAAAAUGCUGGCAAUACAAUUUUCGAAACGGCUGGCUCAGAAGAAAAAGCUAUAGACGUCAUGAAAACUGCCAUCGAGAGUAACUUGAAACUAAAAAAAAAGCAUAUACCAUUGUAUAAGCCAAAAAAUAAGGAAUCAAUAAAAAAAGAUAGGGGUGUUAUUAAUAUAAAAUUAAAUAAGUUUACGAAUGGUAAGAAGAAUUCGUUUAAAAAGAGCCAAAAAGGACGCAAACGUAGAUAAUUUUUGUUUUGUUAUAUGUGUGAAUAAUAAACAAAUUUAUUAAUUAUGUA
Messenger RNA from Ceutorhynchus assimilis (cabbage seed weevil), 2356 nucleotides. NCBI's taxonomy places the organism in Eukaryota, Metazoa, Arthropoda, Insecta, Coleoptera, Curculionidae. The record is from the annotation of a GenBank genome assembly.